AUAUCUACACGCGUGUUCUAUAAAAGGACAUAAGUAAUAGUGUCGACGAUGUCGUGGAAUACAGUGAUGAAGUUAACUGUGCUGUUGCUGCUGCUGCUUACCGUUGUUAUGGUCGACGGUGGGGGUUCAUCCUCGUCGUCCACGGACCAUACCUUCGUGGUGAAAUCGGACUGCGACCCGGCCUACCUCGCCAUUCACGUUAACUACACUCUAUGUCUGGUGGACAGAGGGACGGAUGCCCCACUGUCAGCCGAGGACAAACAAGCCAUUGUGGACGAGCACAACACAUACAGAAGUAACGUGUCACCUACUGCCACCAAUAUGGUCAAACUGGUGUGGGAUGACGACAUAGCAGAAUAUGCAGCCAAAUGGGCUCGACAGUGCUACGCUGGCCAUGACGAAUAUGCGGCAAGAUCCCUUCCAAGCAUGCCUGGAGUGAGCAUCGGCCAGAAUGUAGCUGCCAACCACAUCUCGCUCGUGGAGGCGGUAGAUGCAUGGCAUUCUGAAGUUGACUUCUUCGAAUAUGGGAUCGGCCAAACUGACGUGGAAAAAACAAUCGGCCACUACACCCAGGUUGUUGGGUACAGAGCCAUCCGAAUUGGAUGCGGACAAGCCACCUGUUCAAACAACAAAUAUAGUCGUUAUCAAGUGUGCAACUACGCGAUCGGGCAAAGAACCCGAGACCUCAAGUUCCCAUACCAGAACGGGACGUCCUGCAGUGAAUGUCCCGCCGACAAGUGCUUCGACAACCUGUGUGAUUGCGGGCGCAAGCUGUGUCUGAAUGGCGGCUCUCUGGACACCAGCACAUGCUCGUGCACGUGCAAGGGAAUAUGGACAGGAGACACCUGCACAGAAAAGAAAUGUGGAGCUGAGGUAUGGUGGUGUGCCUUUGUCAGGAUCAAGUCGUGGUGCAAAGACUUCUCCAAUAUCCCCGUGGCCUGCCCGAGAUUCUGCAACAUCUGCUGAAUGCACAACGACCAAUGUGGGACCGACCUCACCCACGAGUGUUGCUGUUUUCAAUAAGAAUAAAAAAUGACAAAAUAUAAA
Messenger RNA from Haliotis rufescens (red abalone), 1047 nucleotides. RefSeq names its product cysteine-rich venom protein Mr30-like. The record is from RefSeq and is a predicted model, not a curated record. The transcript is spliced from 9 exons. The coding region runs from base 49 to 966 and encodes 305 amino acids. Lineage: Eukaryota; Metazoa; Mollusca; Gastropoda; Lepetellida; Haliotidae.